GCUCAAACUUCGGAACUUCAGAGCGAGGCUAUAAAGAGCACGUGGUCUGGCGCGCACAGCCUGGUAUUCGAUCAACUGCUGCGAUCCGAAGUAGUUCAACGUACGCCGCAGUAAAGUCCACUCUAGACAGGCGUUACACAGGUAUUCUCCAACCACCUGCUCUCUUAAAGAUGCUGUUAUCAUGGUGAGCAUAGCCUUGACAGCACUAGUGACGGCAAGUACAUGCCUGCUAAUAGUGUGGCAAGUUUCAGCUUUGUUUUUUCCUCAAAGAGUCGUCAAUGUCACAAUACCGCCUGGGUAUCCUAAACAUGUUCCUUUCUACCAACUGCGUUGUGUUGAAGAAAACGGCAGUAUUAUUCCAUACGGAGCCGUGAGAUUCCAUGUUAGAAAAGUUUUUAUGCAAAAGGAAAAAAUAACCGUUAAAGAUAUUUUUACCGUUAACGCAUCAUCUGGUUGGCUGGCAUUGGCUGUAACUCUACAGAACAGAUGGGCAGUGCCAGGAACAAUAUUUGCUCUACGAGUGAAAGCAAGCAGGAACGUAUAUUCCAAUAGACCGUCCACGUCACAAACUAUCAGGGUUCAUAUCAAUGACAGCGAAGCCCUUUGCCAUCCAAGAACAAAACUAUGUUACUUUUCUUCGAAAGCGAAAUUUGACUUACCAGAAUCAUUUCCUCCUGGUGUGAGUUUUGGUCAACUACGCCCUCCUUCUACAAGUUUCUUGUGUCCUGAAACUCAAACGGAGUACCAAGUAGAAAAUGGAGAGGGUUUAGUAAACAUAAAUUCAAAACAGGAGUUAUAUUUAACAUCACCGUUGGACGCUGAAAGGGCUACAAAGGAGACCUUUCAGGUGAAGUGCACGAUAAAAGAUUUGAAAACUUCUCGUCUUUAUUCCGAUACUUUUUCUCUCCACGCAACCAUUCGAAUAUUAGAUGUCAACGACAACGCACCUUAUCUCCCAAAAGAUGUCUCUACAAACGUUCAUUUUCAUGACACUGACUUACAACAGGGAAGAGAUCUUCCUAUACAGUUCAACGUUUUCGACAAAGAUUCUGAAGCGGUGAACGACAUUGUGGUACGAGUUGAAGACGACCAGCUGGGCUUAUUUAAAGUCAGAAAUACGACCGUAUACGACAAUAUUAUGGCCAGCGGCGGCAUGCUCUUAAUAUCUUUUGUGACAGCUGUAAAACCGAUACAGUUCCCGGGCAGUGAAUACAACUUCUCUGUUGUCUUAGAAGACAGAAGCCUUCAAACCAGGGAAGAAAAUAAGGUAAUAUAUAACGUUAUUAUUCAUAAAAGUCUUCGCAACCAAUUACAACAGCCAGUGUUGCCUCUGAAUGGUGAAUACAGCACGAUGGUCUCUCGACAAGCAGCUCGACAUGCUCGUGUUAUCCAGCCUAUUAAAGUACCACUGUUUAGUCGCUGGUUUUUCUCCCUAUCUCCUGGAGAUCAGAGUAUUUUCGGCAUCACACCUCAAACUGGAAUAAUCUAUGUGAAAGAUGAUAGAGAGCUCAAGGACAUUCCUGAACAAUACAUUAAAAUAAAUCUGUCGUGGAUAAACGAUGUUGAGAAAAAAGGUUAUGUGACUGUUGUUGUCAACUUAACUACAGAAGAUGAUCCUUCUAACAAUAAAGAGUGUGACCAGCUCUGCGCAUCCUUUGAGGAUGAAGAUCAUUGUACAAGUUCUUGCGGUGCAGGAGUACAGAGAGGGCGCUGUUUAUGGAGGCGAGGGAUUACCAGUACAAGUUUUAUGAGUGUGGAAUACGCCACCUGCACUACAAAUCUUGAAACUUGUCCUAAUGGAGAAUGUGAUGAGCUAGAAGAAUUUGACAAAACACUCUGUCCUCAAGACUGCAUUCAACAAGAAAACGUCCAAGGGGAAGCUAUUGCUUACGAAAAAGGUAGAGGUAUUCAACUAGCUGUUGGAACGUGUAUAUGUAUAGCUUACGACAGUUGUUAUUGCGAGCGCUCAGAACCUCCAGCAAAUAAAAGCAGACAGAAACAUCCACAUAUCCUAGACCAAGUUCAUUCCACUGGAGAUUUUACAAAUAUUCACACUAAAGCAACAACUGGUGAACCGAGCUUUAGCACCGACAAGGCCUCCAAAAUGGAAGACUCUGAAAAUCAUUUUAUAACUGGAAUCACAACAGUGGCGCCAUGUGGUAAAGGUUGCACGGCGCUUAUAUGCCUACUCGUAACUUGUGGAAUUGGAAUUUGUGUUGUUUUCUGUGUACUUCGAAGAGUUCGACAGUCUACGAAUAGAAAACAAAAACACAAAUAUGUCGGUAGUCGAAUAUCUUUGUCAGUUGUCCCCUCAGAUUACGUCGACGAAAGAUCGUCCUCCGUACACGAGUCUCAAAGUGCCAGUGACAGUUCAAACACCAGCAAAACAAUGAGUGACGUCAAGUGGGAAUUUCCUCGUGAGAAUUUGAUACUUGAGGAAACUUUGGGAGAAGGAGAAUUUGGAAGAGUGAUGAAAGCUCAAGCCUGGAAUAUUACAAGACAACAAGAAUAUGUUACAGUGGCUGUAAAGAUGUUAAAAGGAAAUGGAACACACGCAGAGGAAAUGGAUCUGUUUUCAGAAUUUAAUAUGUUGAAAGAAGUCUGUCAUCCUAACGUGAUCCGCUUACUGGGAGCUUGUACACAGAAAGGGGGACCACUGUAUAUCAUUGUAGAAUAUGCUGAUCUUGGUUCUUUACGUUGUUUUCUACGAAAAACCCGCCGUCUUGAGGUUAGCUACACAUGUCAAGUUGGAAAUCCAACGUAUUUUGUCGAUGGUGGUGACAUCUCCCGACAGCAAUUUCGAAGUAUUCCUUGGGCAGAACUUCUGUCGUUCGCUUGGCAAAUUGCCAACGGAAUGUCAUAUUUAAGUAAUAUGAAGCUCAUUCAUCGAGACCUCGCAACAAGGAAUGUGCUUCUGGCUUCAGGGAAAGUUGUAAAAAUCUCCGAUUUUGGGCUUAGUCGGGACGUUUAUGAAGGCGAAACAUAUUUAAAGAGGAGUAAAGGGAGAGUCCCAGUGAAAUGGAUGGCAAUAGAAUCUCUUGAAGACAACUUGUACACAUUCAAAAGUGAUGUGUGGUCGUUUGGUGUCGUUCUAUGGGAGAUUGCGACGUUAGGGGCAACACCCUACCCAGGUGUAACACCCGAAAGACUCUUUCAGUUAUUAAAGGCCGGUUAUCGGAUGGAAAAACCGAACGCAUGCUCAGACGAACUGUAUAGCGUUAUGCUCAUGUGUUGGAGAGAGAAUCCUCAUGACAGGCCCUCCUUCAAAGUCCUUGUCACGAAGCUUGAUCAGAUGCUUCUGCAAACUAUGGAAUACCUGGAGCUAAGAACAGACGAGGAAUCACUCUACUGGAACGAAAACGAUCGGCCGCCUUUAAUAACCAAUUCCAGUGAAGAUGAAAUCAAUGGUGUUGCUGUUGAAUAUGGAAAGAUUGACGUUUUUCAAGCUCAGAAUGAAACAGUCUAGCUUGCAUGUCAUUAAUUAAAGAAAGACAAGCAAUUAAAUGGGUUUCCUAGGGAACAAUGUUUGUGAACACAGCAGCAAAAUGUUUCUCUCGUGACUGGCACUAGUAGAAUGACGUCAUGUCCGUUUAUAAGAUGACAAGAUUAAAUACAAUUUAGUCACUACCUGAAAAAUGCUAAUCGUGUAAAGCAGCUUUACUAAUGCGUCCAAAGUGUAUAUUAAACACUUAAACUUAAAAAUCAAGACGUAUAUUAGAAAACCCAAAUUAUAGUACUUUACCUAAUUGAACAAUUUUUGAAAUUGUUUCGACGUUUCAUUUAUUUACUAGUCUGAUAAGGUAUGAUGUUUGAGUCAUCCAAAAAUGUUUUUUAUCUAUAUAUGCAUUUCUAAUUUUGGUAAGUAUGUUUUGAAGCAAAACAAGGAGAUGCAUGUUGUUUGUUUUAAAUAAAGUAAUAUUUCUCUGAUGUCCCAUCCAUAACAUUAAUGUAUGAUGAUAAGAUAUACAUCAGACAUUAAAGGCAAAGGCUUUUUUCUAUUCCGAUUUUGAUAAAAAAUUAUAAUUCAUGUUAGCAAACGACAACACGGGGUUUCUUACAGACCCGAGGGUGACAUCAAUUAUGACUGACUCCAAAAGCUUAUCAACUCUGAGGUCUGUCUCUAUCAGAGGAAUACUUGAACAAGUAAAAUCAUAGCACUUAGAUUAGUGAGUAAAAUGCUCUAACAGCUUUUUUUUAUAUAAAUCAAUCAAAUUUUUCCUUCUUUAGUAAUUGCAGAGAAGUUUCACAGGUAAAUGCAACAAAGUAGUUUACUUUUUCAACGCAUAGUUUCAAAAUCCGAAAAUAGGUAAAAGCAGGACUUACGAGUUUAAGUUAAUGCUUAGUGAAAUUUACUUAUCAAUAGCUGUACCAGGAAAAUAAAGGGAGAAAAAACAGUGUUUAUGGUUAUAUUAUAUAUCUUUAUAGGUUGCCUCAAAUGCUUAUUGUUUUCUUUAUUUAGUUUAAUUCACAAACGUGACCUCAAAUGGGAUAAUUAGUUGUUUAUUGUCGUGUUUUAAGAAGCUGUGGAGUGUUUUAUAUGUCGUAUGCAUAUUGUAUACACGUAUACUUGUGUGUUUAUGGGUCUCUCUCUCUCUCUGUAUAUAUAUACAUAUACAUUAUAUUACCUCUCAAAAUCUGUUAUUGUUUUUGAUUUCUAUAAAUGACAUUUUGUAACACGUUAACAUGAGGGUGACUAAAUAAUGUAAGGUAGGUUUCUCCGAAAUGUUAUGCAUAUGCUCCACAAAAGCACAAUAUUCGUAUCGUCUAAACACAAUUGAUUUUACAAAAUAAUGCUACUUUUCGGUUUAUAUCGAAAACUUAUUGUCAGAUCUUUUAUAUUUUUGUUCCAGUUCAUUGUUAAUAAUACUAACGAUUAGGUUGCAUAGCUAUUUAAAAUUCUCAUAACCUGUGGGAGAACUAUAGCUAUAUCUGUCGGGUCGGACUUUUUUGGGGGGGGGGCCAAAGACAGUAGUAGUAGUAGCAUACUAUUUAGUAUUGAUAUGUGUAAUGGUACAGCCAAUGCAUAUUUCUUAUAAAGUGUAGCAUAUUUAUUUUAAAAGGCAAUUUCAAAGACAUUCUUUGACAAAGAAAUUAUGUAUAUAUAUUUUUAAUUAUUUCAGGCUUUAUUAAAAUAAUUGAAAUAGUUUAUGGCUACGAAAUUAUUUCUAACACUGCAAAAACCAAUCGUUUUAAACGCUUCUCCUUUUUAAUAACAGUGUUUAUACAUUCCAAUGCUUGUCAUCAUCACUAAUUUUGUACAAUUCCUAUUAAUUAGUGAAAUCAUUUGUCGAUUCUGUAAACUUAUUGAAGGAGGAAUUGAUAUGUAUUUAACUUAAAACUUCCUUUUCAGUAUUAAAUCAAUAAUUUUUGUAAAAUUAACGUUGUUUGAAGGUUAAAAGUACAAAAGUGUAAUAAUGUGAGACCGACUAAGUAACAUUAUAAUGUUGAUUAUUGAACGUCAAAUUAUAUCUGAACAUCUCAUGUAAAUAGUAAUUGUUAUUGUUACUUGUGAACUUUACAGGGUAAUUUUUGUAGUUAGUUAUUUGCUAUAAUGACUUAUGGAUAAAAUCAAUUGUAUACUUUAGAUAUGGAAGUAAUAUUAUAAUAUACUGUCAGUAAAACGUCUCAGCUCCAGAAGGAUUUAUUCUAAUGAUACACACUAAAUAAAGUACAGCUACUUGGGUAGCAGUAAAUGUUCAUUU
This is a messenger RNA of Limulus polyphemus (Atlantic horseshoe crab), 5702 nucleotides long. Its product is annotated as proto-oncogene tyrosine-protein kinase receptor Ret-like. The transcript is spliced from 25 exons. Gene Ontology annotation, cellular component: axon; plasma membrane; signaling receptor complex. Gene Ontology annotation, molecular function: ATP binding; transmembrane receptor protein tyrosine kinase activity; calcium ion binding. The record is from RefSeq and is a predicted model, not a curated record. NCBI's taxonomy places the organism in Eukaryota, Metazoa, Arthropoda, Merostomata, Xiphosura, Limulidae. Gene Ontology annotation, biological process: homophilic cell-cell adhesion; multicellular organism development; positive regulation of kinase activity. The coding region runs from base 182 to 3466 and encodes 1094 amino acids.